AUGAAGUGGGGGGCCCGCGCCCCGGGCCCCGAGGGGGGACCCCCGGCCGUGUCGCGCCGGGGCAGCCCCGGCGCACCCCCCCCCUCUCCCCCGCCGCCCCCUCCGGGGCGGGAGGUGGACGGAGCGUCCUUUCUAGACCCAAAGAUGCGGCGGCCGCCGCCGCCGUCGUCGUCGCGCCCCCCCCCCGCCGCGCCCCGCGCGGGCCCGGGGGGCCCGGGCCCGGCCGGCGUUUGGCCGAAACGGUUCCCCCGGGGGAGGGUCCCCGGGGGUCCCCGGGCCCCCCCGGGGCCCCCCCGGCCGCGCCUACAGCCGGACUACGAUACCGCAGCGCCGCCGCGCCCCGUGGCUCGCGAUAGCCCCCGCCCCCCUCCGCGGGCGGGGCCCCGGGGGGGACGCCGCUCGUUUGGAGCCGGGGCGGGCGAUGGGGCCCGCCUCUCCCCCGUCGCGUACCGCAUGAUCCCCGGGGCGGCGGACAGCAGGUCUACCCCGAGCCCCGGGCUGCCGAAGACCAAGUCCGGCGGCGGACAGCAGGUCUACCCCGAGCCCCGGGCUGCCGAAGACCAAGUCCGGCGGCGGACAGCUGGUCUACCCCGGGAGGCCAGGCAAAGCCCGGCCGAGGGGCACGGGAAAAACCCCCCGCCCCUCGCCAGGGCGAGGGGACCCGCCGCCCCGGCCCCGCCCGCGCCGCCCGGGCCGGGGCCCGGGGCCGUGCGGGCCCCGGCCCGGGCCGGCCGGGCCGCACCGCCCGCGCCGCGCCGGGUGCCCCACGAUCAUGCGGUACGCGACGGGGGAGAGGCGGCGCCGCAUCCGUCCGCCCCUCCGGCUCCCAACCACGAGCGGCGCUCCUCACCGGGCCCGCCCGCGGACGGGCGGGCGGCCGGCUAUCGCGAGCCCACCGAGGCGCCGGCGGCGCUGCGGUAUCGCUACCGAGAGCUCCCCGGGACCCGCCGGAACCGCACGCUUUCCAAGCGCGGGCCCCUCCUCGGGCGAACCCAUUCCAGGGCGCCCGCCCCUUCACAAAGAAAAGAAACUCUCCCGGGCUCCCCCCGGGCUUCUCCGGGAUCGGUGCGCCCACCGCAACUGGGCGCCUCGCGCGCCCGUCUCCGCCACUCCGGAUUUCGGGGAUCUGAACCCGACUCCCUUUCGAUCCGGCUGAGGGCAACGGAGGCCAUCGCCCGCCAUUUCGGAACGGCGCUCGCCUAUCGCUUUAGGACCGCUGACCCAUUUUCAACUGCUGUUCACAAUGGAACCCUGCUCCACUUCGGCUUCAAAGCUCCCCGUUUGAAUAUUUGCUACUACCACCAAGAUCUGCAACCUGCGGCGGCUCCAAACCCGGGCCCGACGCCCCGGCUUCGACGCACCGCAGGGGCCCCUCCUAACUCGUCGCGGCCUAGCCCCCCGGGCAUCGCACUCCCGGGCGACGCCGGUAUGGCCGACGCUCCACGCCAUCCAUUUUCAGGGCUAGUUGAUUCGGCAGGCAUAGUUCACCAUCUUCGGGGCCCACAAAGGGCCCACAACGCUCCACCCCCCGGCCGCGAGGGGGGGGCGGGGGAGAAAAGGGCCCCGGGGGUGCGCCCGGGCUUUCCAGGGCGACCCGCCCCGGAUCCACCUCAGGGCCCCGCGCCCGGCCCUCACCUUCCCUUGCGGGCCCGGGGGUUUCACUCGGGCCCUGACUCCCACUGCCCAGACUCCUGGGCCUUUCAAACGGGGCGGUGGGGACCCCACAUCGCCGCGACCCCGGGGGCCCCACCGGGCCCCUACCGGCCCGGGGCGCCGCCGGGCGGGGGGCCCCUGAGCGCAGUCCCCCCGGGGUUUACGCGGCGCCGGGGCCGGGGGGCCCCGGCCCCCCACCCCCGCGCAAAACGCCCGGGGCGGGGCGCCCCCGCAGGGCCCCCCCGCACGGCGCCGCCGACGGGGGAGGGCGCGCGGCGGUCCUCUCCCUCGCCCCCCGGGGUUUCCGGGGAGACCUGCCUUUCCCGGGGGGUUAACACCCGCCCCGGGACAAAGGCCCUGCGGGGCGACGGCCGCACCGCGGCCGCGACCCGCGACGGCGACCGCGCCGGCCCCAGCAAGGAUGGGGGGCCGCCGGGGGAAACCCCUUCCCCGCCCGACCGCCCACCGCCUUCCCCCGGGGAAACCGGGCGGCACGCCGCCCCAAAGGGCCGCCCCCGCCCACCCGCCGCCGAACCGCCCCCGGGGGCAACGGCCUCGAGGCGACCCCAGCCCGCCCCCCGGGGUGGCCCCCGGACGGCGAUUGAUCGUCAACACGCUCAACGGGGCUAG
This is a messenger RNA of Zonotrichia leucophrys gambelii, 2283 nucleotides long. Its product is annotated as collagen alpha-1(I) chain-like. NCBI's taxonomy places the organism in Eukaryota, Metazoa, Chordata, Aves, Passeriformes, Passerellidae. The record is from RefSeq and is a predicted model, not a curated record. The coding region runs from base 1 to 2283 and encodes 760 amino acids. The transcript is spliced from 8 exons.